AUGGUAGAGGACUUAGCAGCUUCCUAUGUUGCUCUGAAAUUGGAGAAUGAAAUUCUGCAGGCUCAAGUGAAGAGGCUCGUGGAAGAAAAUGCUGCCCUCCAGGCCCAGAUACCAGAGCUCCAGAAGUCCGGAGCAGCCAGAGAGCAUGAACCACCCCGAAAGCCCUCAGAGGCCCAAGAGCCCCCAGAUUCCCCAGUGCUACUGGAACUUCCAGCAGCCAGGGCAUCACAAAGCCCCUGGGAACCUCCAGCAACCACAGAGCCCAGGGAUCCCACAAAGAUCAGAGAGCCCAGGGAACCCUCAGCCCUUAGCGAGCUCAGGGGACCACCAGAGAUCAAGGAGUCCAGGGAACCCCCAGAGAUCAAGGAGUCUGGAGGACCCUCAGCCAUCACAGAGUUCAGGGGAUCCCCAGGGAUCAAGGAGCCCCAUUCAUCCCCAAAGUUCAAGGAGUACUGGGGACCACAGGAGCUUCCAAAGGUCAAGGAGUCCUGGGAGCCCCCAGACCCCCUGGAUUCCACACUCGCAGCCUGGAAGGCUUCAGCAGUCAAGGAACCCCAGGAGAUCCAGAAGGCUCUGGAGUCCCCAGCAACCCAGAAGCCCCAGCCGUCCCCAAGGGGUUAUGAUCUCCCAGCAGUCUGUGAGGCAGAGCUCACAGACAACCAGGGUACCCCAGCCUUCAAGAAGGUCCAGAAUUCACAGCUCCACAACUCUACAAGUGAUGAGGAGUCUCAGACGGUUUCAGAAUACCAGAACACCUCAGUACAGCUGGAGUACCUUCCAGCUAACCAGGAGACUCUGGAGCCUUGGGUGCCCCAGGAGCCCCUGGACCCCUCAGAUGCCAAGGAGUUCCUAGAACUCUCAGUACCUGAAGAAUCCCUAGAGGGCCUAAGAGUUGUGAGAACAGGAACAGAACAGGUCCACCGUGAAUUAGAGGCUGCAACUUUGCCCCUAGAGUACCCUUUGGCCUUCAGUGAGGAUUUUCAGAAACUCUCUGAGUUUUUAGUUCAGUUAAACCGCUACCUGAGAACCAGAGGGUAUCCCACUGAAGCAGCUCUAGUGAGCUUUGUUAGCAGCUUCUUCUCAGGUGAAGCAGGAAGGUUGUUCCAGCCCUUAUUAGAUAGUCAAAACCCCCUGCUGGAGCAACUUGAAAGGCUCCUGCGAGCACUCCAAGAUAUUUUUGACAAUCCAGAAAGUUUGGAAGUUGCUAACCAGGGCCUCCCUCAGCUUCGCCAAGGGGAAGGCCUUGCUCCCAGAUACUCAUCCUGCUUCCACCUCAUUGCUCAAGAGUUAAAUUUGGGUGAAAGCACACUCUGCAUCCAACUUCAAGAAGAGCUUGCCAGUUCUAUUCAAAAUGAACUGUCUUGCACAAAUCCAGCCACCAACCUAUCUGAUGUGAUCAUUGAGUGCGUCACCCUAGAAGAGAAGACAAGUGGCGGGGCUGGUUCCAGUUUAUCAUCCUCUGAAGAGGAAAAUGGGUCAGAGAGUCCACCCACUGAAAACCAGCCUGUUCAAGCUACAAGUAAUCGCCCCCAUCUCAGCGAGGCUGAACGGGCCAGACGCCUCGAAGGCCACUUGUGCCUCUACUGUGGCCAUCCUGGUCAUUUUGCCAGAGACUGCCCUGUCAAGCCUCACCGUGCCCAGCAGGCGGGAAACAUGGAGGCCCGGCGGUAA
This is a messenger RNA of Arvicanthis niloticus (Nile rat), 1671 nucleotides long. The record is from RefSeq and is a predicted model, not a curated record. NCBI's taxonomy places the organism in Eukaryota, Metazoa, Chordata, Mammalia, Rodentia, Muridae.